Pterocles gutturalis (yellow-throated sandgrouse) is the source of this 1422-nucleotide messenger RNA. Its product is annotated as caspase-8-like. The coding region runs from base 1 to 1422 and encodes 473 amino acids. The transcript has 7 exons. NCBI's taxonomy places the organism in Eukaryota, Metazoa, Chordata, Aves, Pterocliformes, Pteroclidae. Gene Ontology annotation, molecular function: protein binding; cysteine-type endopeptidase activity. The record is from RefSeq and is a predicted model, not a curated record. Gene Ontology annotation, biological process: regulation of apoptotic process; apoptotic process; proteolysis.
AUGAGUACAGACUUCCAGAAAUUCCUUUUUGGCAUUUCUGAGGCUUUGGUCACAGAUGAACUGGAGGCACUGAAGUUCCUCAGCCUGGAGCACAUCCCUAUGAGGAAGCUUGAAGCCAUCCAGGAGCCCAAGGCCUUCUUCGAAGUGCUACAGGAGAAAGACAUGAUUGAGGCAGGGAACCUGGCCUUCCUGAAGGAGCUGCUCUUCUUGAUCAGUCGGAUGGACUUGCUGGCUGCGCACCUGGGCUCCAGCCGAGAGGAGAUGGAGAGAGAGCUUCAGAUCCCAGGCAGGGCAAAGGUGUCAGCCUACAGGCAACUGCUAUAUGGAAUUGCAGAGGACUUAACUCCAGAAGAUGUCAAGAGUGUUAAGUUCCUGCUCCAAAAACAAAUACCAAAGAACAAGCUCCAGGAUAAUGCUUCAAUGUUGAAGGUCUUACUGGAAAUGGAAAGAAAUGGGAUAAUUAAAGAAGAUAACCUGACAAUGCUGAAAGAUAUAUUAAAGGGAUUUAGACUUGACAUAAAGAAAAAAAUUGAUACCUAUGAAGAAAAAAAAAAAGAAAAUGAUUCUAAGGAAAAACUCCACUAUCCAGUGUCUGUGUUUGUGCAUCCAGCAGGACAAGGAGCAGAGGGGGUGACCCCACACCUGCUUGUGGAAUCAUAUGAGAUGAAGAAUAAUCCCCAUGGUUACUGUGUGAUUCUUAACAACUACAUUUUUAAAAAUCCAUAUGAAGCCAGAGAAGGAACAGUGAAAGAUGGAGAGGCUGUGAAGAGGGUGUUUAAGUGGCUUCAGUUUGAGACAGUUGAGCACAUGGAUCUAGAAGCAAAGCAAAUGUAUGCAAAAGUUAAAGAAUACAGCAAAAAAGAUCAUAGUAACAUGGACUGUUUUGUUUGCUUUAUUUUUUCCCAUGGUGAAAAAGACAAAAUAAAAGGCGUUGAUCAUGAGUUUGUAAAUAUUAAAGAUUUACUCUCCUGCUUCAGUGGAUCUAAUUGUCCUUCUCUUGCUGGCAAACCCAAGCUGUUUUUCAUCCAGGCUUGCCAAGGCUCUGUAGGUCAUCCAGCUGUCACAGUAAAAGAAGACUUUUCUGACCAUCUUGAGACAGAUGCUACUCCUCUGCCUUCCAUUCCUGAUCAGGCUGAUAUUCUGGUUGGUAUGGCUACAGUGGAAGACUAUGAGUGCUAUCGCUGUACAAAGACUGGCAGUGUUUACGUUCAGUGCCUCUGCAACAAGAUGGAGUUGCUUUGCCCACUCCGCAAGGAUCUCAUAACCAUCCUGACAGAAGUGAACAAGGAAGUGGGAGGAAGAGUAUUAAAUGGAUGGAAGCAGAUGCCAAAGAUAACAUCAACCCUACGGAAGCAAUUGAUCUUCCGAAUUCCACAAUGUCAGUCGAUUGAAAAGCAGAAAAAUAAGAAUACACUCAGUUAG